AUGGGUCUCAACUUCGAAGUGUUCUACAGCAAACGCCCAAGCGUCACCCGAUCUGGGCCGCCGGGGCACGAUGAGCUUAAGUGGGUGCCUACCACGUCGACAAUGAUUUUUGGCGCUCAAGAUGCAGUUCUCGUCGACACGCAGUUGACGGAAGACGCGGGUAAAGAGCUCCUGGAUUGGGCGGUGGCAAUGGGCAAAAACGUUACACAUAUUUACAUCACUCACGCUCACGGCGACCACUUUUUUGGCAGCGGACUGCUCCAACAGGCGUUCCCACAGGCAAAGGUAGUUGCCACCCCAGAGGUUGUGGCUCGCAUGAAGGGCGAGAUAUCUCCGCAGAGGCUCGAAAGUCUUUGGAACAAGCUCUUCCCUGGCCAGAUUCCCACCGAUCUCAGAGUCGCCGAGCCAUUGACUGAGCCCGAGCUAGAAAUCGAGGGGGAGAAGCUCCUGGUAGUAAAGACUGGUCACACCGACACCAAUGACAGCACGACGCUCUGGGUUCCUUCUAUCGGUCUCGCUGUGACCGGCGAUGCGGUGUAUGCCAAUACCCACCCUUAUCUAGGAGAGUCUGGAAGCAAAGAAUCACGACUUGAGUGGAUCGCUGCGCUGGACAAGAUUGCUGCCCUCCACCCUCGCAGCGUUGUUGGGGGCCACAGCGACCCCAGCAGAGGGUUUGAUCCAAGUGCAAUUGCAGAGACAAAGGCCUAUCUUGAAGCCUUUGACCGACUGAGCGAGGAGACGAGUACAGCGGAAGAGUUAUACAACCGCAUCCUUCAAUUGUAUCCGGGGCGGCUCAAUCCCGGAUCAGCGUGGGCCGGAGCCAUACUUGUGAAGAAGUAA
Messenger RNA from Purpureocillium takamizusanense, 840 nucleotides. RefSeq lists its product as uncharacterized. The coding region runs from base 1 to 840 and encodes 279 amino acids. The transcript has a single exon. The record is from RefSeq and is a predicted model, not a curated record. NCBI's taxonomy places the organism in Eukaryota, Fungi, Ascomycota, Sordariomycetes, Hypocreales, Ophiocordycipitaceae.